Molecule: messenger RNA, 2065 nt
Organism: Didymodactylos carnosus
Lineage: Eukaryota; Metazoa; Rotifera; Eurotatoria; Philodinida; Philodinidae
Source: the annotation of a GenBank genome assembly
UCCACAACUGUUAUACGAUGAAGAAAUUCAUAAGCCGGACACAAGAGCACGGGAUUUAUUGGAAAAUUACACAGAUAUUUUAAAUCGUGAUUCAGUUCCAAUAGAAGCUGAGACAGAUGGAGAUUGUCUAUACCAUUCCUGUCGGACAUUUUAUCCUAAUGUUAACACUGAUGAAAUUCGAUUCAGGUGUAUUCAAGAGUUAUGUUUACAUGAUCAGUAUUAUACAUCUACGAUCAGUAAUUUAGAUCUUGACCUUGUCGAUGAUGAAUCUGUCGAAGACCAUGUAUUACGAAUCAUAAAUAAUGGAAAGUAUACGAGUGUUCUCACUUUAGCCGCUCUGUCAUCGGUAUUUGAUCGUCCUAUACGAUCGGUAUAUCCGAAUGUUAAUGGAGAUAUCGGUGGUGAAGAAGAUGGUUAUUAUACAUUGCUGAAUCGGACAUUUGAACCACGACAAAAGUCACAAAACCCUUCAUCAGCAUUGCAAGUUAUGUGGUCGGGGCCGAAACCAGAACGUGAUCGAAUAUGGCGCACAAAUCAUUUCGUGCCACUUCUCUCUACACAUCAACAGCAGAUGAAUACACAAUCAGAAAUGGAUUCUAGUACACUAGUUUCAUAUCAGCAACAUCAAUGGUCUUCUUCGCAUGAAAAAACGAGAUCAAGUAUUACUCUGAACGAAAAUGAACAAGAACUCCUGCAAUUGCCUGCUACCACAAUGGAUGUUUUGGAACAAGAAGAAAAUGAUGAAAACAAACCCGACAGCGCAGCAUUUUUAGCUCGGCAGACUUUCCUCCAUGCGGCUAAUGUUAUCCAACAAGUCAUUAGUGUAUCACCUCAAGUAAUUGAUUCACAACCGCCUAAGGUUAUCACAAAAGCUUCAACUUUCAUAAUUAAGAAUAGCGAAGAGAAUAAACAAUCAGUUGGAAAAGAUGGUUGUGGUGUAUGGUUACAAGAUCGAUCUGAGACCACAUCAUUUGUUUUAUGUAAUAACAAAUCGUAUCAAAUAGUACGACGUGACAAAAAGGGGAAUUUUAUUAUAAUGAAAGAAUUGGUAGGAAUUAUUUAUCCCAUAUUGUUGAAGAAAAUUGUCUUAUUACAUUUAAAAGGUAUCAAUGUUUACUGUCCGCUCCGUGGACUCUACCUGUUUAUUCAAUUCUCUUCUAGAAUUUAUGCUACCAGCUUAGACACCACAUUUAAUUUGGGAAAUUAUUUUGUAACGCCUACCACAUUUCGGAACACAAGCCUUCAAAAUCGAAAAACAAAAAAGUCACCGGUAUUCGUGGGGCCCAUAAUGGUACAUUAUCGCAAUAAUGCAAAAGUAUAUCAAGAAUUAUUAACGUAUAUUAAACGAGCAGCAGGUGGUCAGUCUCCUCCUGUAAUAGGUAUUGACACAGCAGCCGAGAUCAAGGAAGUAGUUGGAGCCAUUUUUCCGGACUCGACUCAUCUUUACUGCACACGACAUGUUCGUCAAAAUAUCGAACGACACUUGAUUAAAAGCCGAGUACCACAUGAAGACCGACAAGCAUUGUUGGAAAUUAUCCUCGAUGCACCCGAAUGUUUGAUUCAGUCAGAAACGUAUGAAAAUUUCGAGGAUCGCCUUCCUGAAUUAGCAGACGUCUGGCAUAACAUCAGAAAUGCUGAUAAAAAGAAAUAUGAAAAUGUCCCCGAUUUUCACGAUUGGUUUUUGCAAUAUCAGGCCGAACCCUUCCGAAAUCAUUCGAUAGCUGCUGUGGGAAUCAAAGUCGACUAUGUUAAUCGAGAUGGAACAGCUCGUCUAUUUUAUAAUAACGGUAAUGAAGCGUUCAAUCAUGUUUUCAAAAACGAAACUAACUGGGAAUUAAGACCAUUAUCAGAUAUGAUUGACCUUCUAGGUCGAUGCAUUACAGCUCAAAAGAAUGAAACAAUCAGGGCAAUGUACGACGGUGGCGAACUAGAGUUAGUAGCUUCAUACACAAGACAACAACGCCGUUUAAUAUUUCAUCAAGAGCAGGGUGUAAACCCGGCAAAUCUGCUGCACGUGGAACAAGUACCACCAGAACUAAGAAAAGAUAAUGUUAUUUCUAUUUAG